AUGAAACAUUUGCUACGGAAGUUUCACAUCGGCGAUCAUCAUAGGCCGCCCGCACUCGAUUCCUCCCCUCAGACAACACCGUUUCAACCCUCGCCUGCAUCGACCUCGUCAUCAUCACCAACUGAUUUGCCUCAGACGACAUCGAAUUUGGAAAACGAGAAUUUCGAUAACUUUAAUUUCUUUGAGGAGGAGUUCCAGGUGGAGUUGGCCUUGGCAAUCAGCGUUUCGGAUCAGGGUCGAAAGGAUGGUGACCCGGAAGCCGCUCAGAUAAACGCCGCCAAGCAGAUUAGCCUCGGGUGCUCGCCCUCGCAAAGCCUCUCUGAAUUUUUGUCUCUACGAUAUUGGAGCUAUAGUGUUGUAAAUUAUGACGAGAAAGUAAUUGAUGGGUUUUAUGAUGUUUCUGGAAUUAAUUCAAAUUUGGUGCUCCAAGAACAAAUGCCAUCACUGCUUGAUCUUGAAACAAUGUCUGUUUCGGAUAAUGUUGGUUAUGAGGUUGUUUUGGUCAACCGUGUAGUUGAUGUGGAACUACAGCAGCUUGAGGAAAAAGUGUACUUCAUGGCUAUGGAUUGCCAUGCUUUUGAUGCGGGCCUUAAAACAAGUUUUCUUGUUCAAAAGAUUGCAAACCUUGUUGUUGACAGAAUGGGAGGUUCUGUUACUGAUGCAGAAGAUAUAUCUAGGAGGUGGAAAGCAAGGAGUUACGGUUUGCAGGUUUUUCUGAAUACAAUCAUCCUUCCGCUUGGCUGUCUUGAUGUUGGACAUUCGCGUCAUAGGGCCUUGCUCUUUAAGGUACUUGCUGAUAGGAUCAACCUGCCGUGUAAGCUAGUCAAAGGGAGUUAUUAUACAGGCACUGAUGAUGGAGCUGUGAACUUGAUAAAAUUGGAUAAUGGAAGCGAGCACAUUAUUGAUUUAAUGGGGGCUCCAGGCACUCUAAUUCCUGUUGAUGUACCCUGUGGUCAUCUUCGAAAUUUUGGGUUAGAUACGAAGAGUAUUGCCUCUGUCACGGGAACCUCCAAAAGUUCAUUUACAGUAUUGGAUGAAGGAGUGCAGUUAUUUGGUGAUGUUUUGUGCAAAGACAGCAUAAAUUAUUUUCCUGAAGGGUUGGCAGCACAACAGCUAAAAAUAGACCCUGCUGUUUCUAAUCCUGGAUUUGGUGGUGGCCUUUUGCAGUUAUCUGGAGAGAAAGAUGAAUCUUCAUUGGAGGAAAUGGAAGUAGCUUGCAGUAAUGACGAGUCUAAUGCUAGCAAGGUGCACAAGUUGCCAAUUGACCCUGUGUUGAAUGGGGUUUCCGGAAUUUUGUGGGAGGAUCUUCAGAUUGGCGAACGUAUUGGUAUAGGGUCAUAUGGUGAAGUCUACCGAGCAGAAUUGAAUGGCACAGAAGUCGCUGUCAAAAAACUAAUGAAACAAGACAUCUCAGGCAAUGCACUCACACAAUUUAAAUGCGAGGUCGAUAUCAUGUUGAGGCUUAGGCAUCCAAAUGUUGUUCUUUUCAUGGGAGCUGUAACAAUUCCCCCGAAUCUGUCCAUCUUGACAGAGUUUCUACCAAGGGGUAGUUUAUAUAAGCUACUUCACCGUCCAAAUAUCCAAAUUGAUGAAAAGAAGAGAUUAAGAAUGGCUCUUGAUGUGGCCAAGGGAAUGAAUUACUUGCACACGAGCCAACCUAUCAUUGUGCAUUGUGAUUUGAAGACUCCAAACCUCCUUGUUGAUAAGAAUUGGGUUGUUAAGGUUGGUGAUUUUGGGAUGUCAAGGUUGCAGCAUCACACCUUUCUAUCUUCGAAGUCAGCUGCUGGAACGGCAGAGUGGAUGGCACCAGAGGUUCUAAGGAAUGAACCGUCCAAUGAGAAAUCUGAUGUAUAUAGCUUUGGAAUAAUAUUAUGGGAGUUGGCAACUUUACGAGUUCCAUGGGCGGAAAUGAAUUCGAUGCAGGUUGUUGGAGCUGUUGGAUUCCAGGGUAGACACCUUGAUAUUCCACCUACAGUGGAUCCAUUGGUUGCAGGGAUAAUAAGUGACUGUUGGCAUCGAAAUCCACAGGCACGCCCUUCUUUUGGCCAGAUUAUCACCCGCCUCAAGUGUUUGCAGUGUCUAAACAGUGAUACACUAAGUUGGACUCCACAAAGUGCGGUUGGGAGUACUAGCAAAGCUGGUAAUAGUGAUUUGUGUUUGAAGUCCUGA
Fraxinus pennsylvanica is the source of this 2169-nucleotide messenger RNA. The record is from the annotation of a GenBank genome assembly. NCBI's taxonomy places the organism in Eukaryota, Viridiplantae, Streptophyta, Magnoliopsida, Lamiales, Oleaceae.